ACAUAUUCAUGUUUUUUUGCUCUUGAAUUUUGAGUUUUUUGUGGACUAUCUCUGAAUUUUGAGUUUUGUUUGAACAUACGUGAGUGCGAUGUUUCUGUUUGUCGUUCUUUCUCUCCUCGCGCAUUGCUCUCUCUCUCUCUCCUUCUACAUCCCUCGCUCGCUCGCUCUCUCUCCCCAUGACUCCUCUCCUCUCUCAGCCUUCGGUGACCAGGUCCGGCAGAGACACCUGUACACAGAGAGUAAACACAGGAGCUUCUUCCUGGAGAUUUUUCCAAACGGCACCGUCACAGGAGCACCAACACAGACGGAGCACACUGUGCUGGAGCUGAAAGCUAUUAAACCUGGUCGGACGGCUAUUCGGGGUGUGGUGUCAUCGCUCUACCUCUGUGCAGAUGCCUCCGGUCAGCUGAUAGCACUGAGUGUGUUUUUGGAUGCUGACUGUUCCUUCACUGAGCUACUACAGCCUGAUGGAUACACCCACUUCCUGUCUGCACACCACAAACUUCCUGUGUCCCUCACUUUAACACACAUGUUCCCCUACUCCCAGUUUCUACCGCUCAGAAACAGUCUGAUUAUAGAGACUAAAGCAGAUGAGCAGGACAAUCCAGAACACUUUGAAGUAGAGGCAGAUCUGGACUCAGAUGACCCGCUCAGAUUCAGACAGACCGUCCAGAACCUCAGGAGUCCAAUUUUUCACAUGGAACGAUAA
This is a messenger RNA of Colossoma macropomum (tambaqui), 709 nucleotides long. RefSeq names its product fibroblast growth factor 19-like. The transcript has 4 exons. Gene Ontology annotation, biological process: positive regulation of gene expression; animal organ morphogenesis; positive regulation of protein phosphorylation. Gene Ontology annotation, cellular component: cytoplasm. Bases 89 to 709 code for a protein of 206 amino acids. The record is from RefSeq and is a predicted model, not a curated record. Gene Ontology annotation, molecular function: growth factor activity; fibroblast growth factor receptor binding. NCBI's taxonomy places the organism in Eukaryota, Metazoa, Chordata, Actinopteri, Characiformes, Serrasalmidae.